Messenger RNA from Amoebophrya sp. A25, 624 nucleotides. The record is from the annotation of a GenBank genome assembly. NCBI's taxonomy places the organism in Eukaryota, Dinophyceae, Syndiniales, Amoebophryaceae.
UUAGCUCGUCUGCGACAAUGCGACCUGCUGCAGCGAAACGCAGGAGGACGAACGACGGAGCGCAACUAGCUAGCGACGACGAAGCAUCAGGCGCGACCGACAGCGAUGGGCUGGGGAUCACGGCAGAGCGCAAGCUAGACCCGGAAACCAACUUUGUCGAUGAUCCUCAGCCCGAGGAUGUGCACGCGGCUUUCGUCGAGCUUGGUCAGAGUCCGUGCGACAAAAUGAAGGACGACCUCAAGGGUGAAGGAUUGACAGACGAGCAAUGUCGGCUUUUGAUGGAAGACUACCACGAAAUCCUCUACCGCGGAGGAGUGUUGGAUGUGAUCAAGUCGGCAAAAAGGCGGCCUUCCUUCGAGAAGCCGACCGACAAAAUGGUCCUGGACAUUCAUCAUUACGGAAUUUGCAUGCCGCCGCCGUCCAUCAUGAACUUCUUUCUCAUCUUGGGCUUCUCUGUAGAUUUGCCUCGCAUCACGCGCAUAGUCAAAAACAACUGCCCCGAGUGUCGCUGGAUGGGUGAAAGACAGGAGCCGCAACGACGAGAGAAGAUCGACAUUACUCCUGUUUCGUAUUAUGAGGCAGACUGUGCAGUUUUUCAUGGAGCUGAGUGGAGACGCAGACUAG